Cololabis saira (Pacific saury) is the source of this 4106-nucleotide messenger RNA. It is a transcript of the gene cpap, whose product is annotated as centromere protein J. Gene Ontology annotation, cellular component: centriole; nucleus; centrosome. The transcript is spliced from 18 exons. Bases 95 to 3892 code for a protein of 1265 amino acids. Gene Ontology annotation, biological process: centriole elongation; cilium assembly. Gene Ontology annotation, molecular function: tubulin binding. NCBI's taxonomy places the organism in Eukaryota, Metazoa, Chordata, Actinopteri, Beloniformes, Belonidae. The record is from RefSeq and is a predicted model, not a curated record.
UGGUAGUUUUGAUCAAAUGAACCCAUGACCUAUCACCGUAAUCUGUGUUUUAAAUCCCGGAUUAGCACUGUUUUCCUGAAACCGUCAGGUGAAGAUGUCCUCUCCGGCCGGGCUCUGGUCCUCCCAGGGAGACUUCCUGGCCCGGUGGAUGCCGAGCAGCAGCAGAGCCGGGGUGAUCCUCAGCCCCUCCCCGGACCUGAGUGCACCACUGCGGGGUGUCCCUGCCCCGGGCCCCGCCCCGGGCCCCGCGCCGCCUCCCCGGGCGCCGGACGACUCCUUCUCCUCAGACUUCGCCCCUCUGCCCGGGUCGGUGGACAGCAGCUGCGCGGGGAUGGACGGGUGUCCGCGGCCGCUGGGGGGAGAAGCUGCUGGGGCUGAGAGGACCGGGGACAGUCCAGCCCCUGGAUCAACCACAGCUCUGAUCACACGGCUCAGCAGACUGGACCAAGUGGCCGACACAUCCCGGGAUCUGCCUCUCAUGAUGAAGCUGGAUAAGCUGAGGCAGUGGCAGCAGCACAUGCAGGAGCAGCUAAAAGCCCAUCAGUUGGAAGAGCUACUGCAGCUGCAGGAGGAACAACAGAGGCUACUGGGCAUUGCAACUGGAUCUAAAAUCUGCAACGGAGAGAGUACAGAGUCAUCAGGAGAAGAAUGGGAUGAAGAUGAGCUCCACCCCGGUUCUGAUAUGAACCGACAGCCGCUCUCACCACCAGGGGAACUGGAGCAGCCGUCUAAAGGACAAGGUCACGAGGAAGACGGCAUGUGGAACUCCAGAGAAGAGGAUGAGAAGGACGACACAUUAGUAGAACCUGACGGUGUGUCUGAAGACCUCCGCAGGAAGGAGGGGAACAGCUUCCUUGACAGACCCAUAAGGCCAGGUAUUGGAGGUCAGAAGCAGACGUUUGAGGAGCUGCUGGAAGAGGAGCUGAGACUCGAGGAGCAGAGACUGAAGUCUGCACAGCAACAACAGAGGCAAAAUGAAGCUAAAGCUGCAGCAGCUCCUCCCAAGAGGGCUUUUCUCAGGCGAGGCGACGGUCUCUCUAGAUUCAACAACAAAGCUUCAUUACAAAGAGUGGAGGAUAAGAAGGAGCACAGGGGACACGCCCAAGCCAUAGGACUCUCAUGCAGCAGCUCAGCAUCUACUCCUGGCCAGAGAGGUGGUUCAAACACUGGCCAGAGACUUUCUGUUCAACGCAAAACUGCCUCACUCAACAAAGAGAACCGAGCAAUGGGGCCUUGUUUACCUCCUCAGGGUAAUAGAGCAGAAGUCAAGACAAACGGCACAAAGGUUUUAAGUAGUCAGAGACAGAACACGGACGGACCAGAGCUGGGAAAGACCAGACAACACCGGCUGGAACAAGUGAAGGAGUACAGUGACAGAAACGUGGACCAGUCCAUGCAGGUUCUGAGGAGCUGUGAUCCGAACCAACAGCCGAACGCUGCAGCCAGACAGGCGGGCGCCAGCGCGAGGCCGCCCAAGGCUGGCGGUGAUGCUGCAGGAGAGAAGCGCUUUGGUUCAGGAGCUCCAUUUCCAAUGAGGACUCAGUCAGGGCAGGAAGCUGGAGCUCCACAGGAUUCCUUUGAGUCAUCCUUUAGGGAAAAGGUCCAGCGCUGGGAGUGUAACAAGCAGCUGGAAACCAUGGAGCUGGGAGAGUUUGAGCUGCUGGAGCAAGCAGCCGAGGAACUGUCCUUCUCAUCCAACUCAUCGUUUGUCAUCAAGGUUCUUCAGAUGGACCAGCAGAACCGGCAGCUGCAGAAUGCCAGGGGCCUCCACCAGAGACGACUGUCCUCCACUCCCAUCAAAUCCUCCUGCAGAGGGGAAGCCCAGACGCUUAGUGUUCAGCAGGGAGAACCUUCAUCUGUGCCACUGGUGCGGGCUGAUGCGUUGAGCAGCAAAGUCCUCAGUGAGGCUGAGGACGGACAUGACAGUGAAAGAGACGGCGAGCCUGAGGUCUCUGACAUUUCCUCUGGGGGUGGCUCUGAGAGUGGAGAGGAAGUCAUGGUCAGAGUCUGCUUCCCUGCACCAUCCAACCCUCCGUAUGACAAGCGGUCUUACGAAGAUGAGGAUAGCUUCAGGGACUCCACGUCGGAGGUGACGGCGGAGGACGGUGGGGAGAGUGACGGCGACUCCACACUGAUGGAGGACAAAGACGUCCGGCAGGGGAGGGUUGUGUUUGAUGAUGAUGAUACGUGGAACGACCUGGAAGACGCUGCUGUCAGCGAAGUCAGUGUCAGCAGAGACAUCAGUCCCGUUUCUAAGUCCACAGCUAAGGCGGUUUCACCAGUGGAGAAGACUCUGUUGAGGAAGGUGGCAGUGAAGAAACGCGUGGAGGCGGAUGAAGAGCCGGAGCCCGAUCCUCCACCGGCCUCUCAGCUCAUGACCAAGUUAUUCCCCUCACUGAAGCCAAAAGCCAAGAACGGACCUCCGCCUCCGCCUCCUGCCGACCUGGAGUCCAACAAGCCCAAGGAUGACACAGGCCAGCAGGCUCAGUCCAGGCAGCUCAGAGAGAAACUGAUUGAGCUGGAGAUCGAGAUUGAAAGAUUUAAGAAGGAGAACGCCGCGCUCACCAAGCUCAGACAAGAGAACAAGAAAAAUCAGGAAGAUCUCAGGAAACAGAGCUUGGAGUUUGAGCAGACCAAAGCAGAGGAGCUGGCCAAGUUUGAAGAGUACAAGAAAGAGGAAAACAGGAAGUUGCAGAAGGAGCGUAGGCUGUUUGAGAAGCACGCGUCAGCCGCCAGAGCCAUUCCUGACAAGAAGGAGCGAGAGGAAAUCCAGUCCCUGAAGCAGCAGCUGAGCUCUGUGCAGGAGGAGGUGAAGAGGAAGGAGAGCCGCUGGGCCUCCACUCACACGCGGCUGCGGCAGCAGCUCGACUCCCUGAACCGGGAGAACGGCUCCCUCCGGGACGAGAUCCGAAUGCUGGAGAAGCUGCGCCUCAGUGCCUGGAAGAAAAGUUCCCUCGGUGCAGAAGACGACAUUGAACGGAGAGAUAACGCACCGACUCUGACAAAAGGAGUUACAUUUGCUAGUCCUGUUGCCUCCAAAGGAGGCGGCUGCAGCCCUGCGCCGCCCUGCACCGCUGCAGCCACCAGGGGGAGCUCUAAGGAUGCAGCGAUGAAAAGCAGCUUGAAGAGGUCGUCUGGGUCAGGUUCUUCAUCCUCCUCCUCCUCCUCCUCGUCCUUACCUGACCGGAGAGAAAGCAGUCCAGCAGCUGUGGAGCUCUGCUCUCCAGAAAGAGGCAUCAUCGCUUCUUCUCUCAGUCCUCAGAGAGCAGACCAGCGGCCCAAGCCACCAGAGAGCAGCGAGACUGAAGAGCCAGAAUCCUCCCAGGAAGUGAUCAGCCAUCCUGACGGCAGGGUUGAGAAGGUUCUGGUUGACGGCGAUCGCCUCAUCAUCUUUCCCAACGGGACCAGGAAGGAGAUCUCAGCGGACGGGCUCUCAGCCAAGGUCACUUUCUUCAAUGGAGACACUAAACAAAUCACAGCUGACCAGAGAGUGAUCUACUACUACGCCGAGGCCCAGACCACGCACGUCACGUACCCGGACGGGAUGGAGGUCCUGCACUUCCCCAACAACCAGACCGAAAAACAUUUUCCAGACGGCCGUAAGGAAAUCACGUUCCCAGACCAGACGGUGAAGAACCUGUUCCCUGACGGCCGGGAGGAGAGCGUGCUGACUGACGGCUCCAUCAUACAGGUCAACCCAGACGGAACCAAAGAGAUCCAUUUCAACACGGGCCAGAAGGAGACCCACACGGCCGACUUUAAAAGGCGAGAGUAUCUCGACGGCACAGUGAAGACUGUCUACACCGACGGCAGGCAGGAAACCCGCUACCCCACCGGCCGGCUCAGGAUCAAAGACAAAGAUGGCAACGUUGUCCUGGACAACCGGCUCUAGAAACCAGAGAAACGUUUGCCCAAACACACUCCCAUCCAACUGCAAUGACAUUCCCACAUAUCAGAAACAUUCCCAAUGUUGGCUGAGUGGGAUUUGGUGCUUUUUGACAAUGUAGAACGUACUGAAACUAAAUGUUGUGUCUGGUGUCAAAGAUUUUUCAGUGUCUAUUUAUUUUCUUUGUUUGGUGUGCCUUUUUUUGUACAAAUAAAUUCUG